This is a messenger RNA of Colletotrichum higginsianum IMI 349063, 243 nucleotides long. RefSeq lists its product as uncharacterized. NCBI's taxonomy places the organism in Eukaryota, Fungi, Ascomycota, Sordariomycetes, Glomerellales, Glomerellaceae. The transcript is spliced from 2 exons. The record is from RefSeq and is a predicted model, not a curated record. Bases 1 to 243 code for a protein of 80 amino acids.
AUGCGUCUCCGAACCACAGCCGUUUUCCUGAGCGCCGCCGCCGUCUUUCAGGGCGUUUCUGCUCAGUUCUGUACGGGGCCUCCCCCGGACUGCAACUUUGAGGACGAAGAGAUGCUGCCGUCUCAUGCUGUUCCGGAGCUCUUUACUGCCCUGCCUAGUCUGACAGGAGAGAAGGCCAUCCAUGUGGUGUCAGACAGCUCAAACAUCCACUCUCAUGGAAGCGUGAUGACUUUGAUGUUAUAG